Messenger RNA from Sapajus apella (tufted capuchin), 2174 nucleotides. RefSeq lists its product as uncharacterized. Bases 1240 to 1773 code for a protein of 177 amino acids. Gene Ontology annotation, biological process: regulation of transcription by RNA polymerase II. Gene Ontology annotation, molecular function: DNA-binding transcription activator activity, RNA polymerase II-specific; RNA polymerase II cis-regulatory region sequence-specific DNA binding. The record is from RefSeq and is a predicted model, not a curated record. The transcript is spliced from 6 exons. NCBI's taxonomy places the organism in Eukaryota, Metazoa, Chordata, Mammalia, Primates, Cebidae. Gene Ontology annotation, cellular component: nucleus.
UUAGAAAUACAUUUACACAGCAUUAUUCACACACAUGACCUUUUCUCAAAAAAUUAUCUAGCCCUCAAUCUAUGCCAGAAAAUGUUCUAUGAGCUAGUGAUUCAUCAUAAUGAGACAGAUAUGUUUCCCUUCCUCAGGAGGUUUGCAUUCUAAGACAAGUAAUUACACAUAUUCUAUGAAAUGAUGAGCAGUGACAUGUUGCUAGAAAUGGGUGGCAUGCUUAGGGUGGGAAGGCGUUAACUCCCCCUUUUUACAGAUGAGGAAACUGAGGCUCAAGUUCUCUAGAUUCCUUCUCUGGUUCACAGUAGUGAAUGGCAGAUGGGCAUUUGAACACGGAAUGGUGAUUCUAAGUCCUAAUGCCUCCUUGGGGUAGGAAGGGAGGUGCAGGAAGGUCAGCCUACGUGGUGUGAAGGCUCCGUCCUCAGUGCCCGGCGCCCUCUGACUGCGCGCCAUACCCUCCUGUGGCUGCAGAGUGUGGUGCAGGUGGCGUUUCAGGACCGGCGCCUGCAGUCCACAGAGCAGCAGCAGCUGGUUGAGUGGAGGUGGAGCCGGCCCGGGAACCGCAUCCUGGACAUUGGUGAGUGGGGAAAGGCCCAGGGCCCUUCCAGCCUGCGCUCUGGCUUGGAAGUCCUUGUGGACUGGGAAGGCUGAGCCUGGCUCCCUGCUUUGUCACCUUUGCCUGCGGAUGUGCCACUGUCCCUGGGAGUCAUAGCACCCCAAGUGCUGCCCUCACAGCUCAACACGGUGGAGUUUCACCGGGACCCAACCAAGAGGAUAUCACUUUUCCUGCAGGUUCACUGCAUCAGCACAGAGUUCACACCCCGAAAGAAAGGUGGAGAGAAAGGCAUCCCUUUCCGCCUCCUGAUCGACACCUUCAGGCUUAGUGACAAGGGGCUUCCGCCGGACCACCUGCACUCGGCUGGCUGCCUCAUCAAGGUUUUUAAGCCCAAAGGUGAGGACCAGAAACUGAAAACGGACCGUGGGAAGCUGGAGAAAGAGCCCAUGCAUGAGAGGGACAAGUAUCAGACCGCCUGCGAGAGCACUGUCUUCUUGGAGGUGCGUGUGUUGGGGCAAGAGCCGGAGGGGAGACUUGGAAAAAAGAUCCUCACCGUACAGAUGGGGAAUGGGGGCCUCCAGGGCUCUGACUGCUGCAGGCCCAUCACAGCUCCCGGGACUCCACUGCUUCCUGAAGAAGAUACUCUCCGCCCUGUCUGUGGUUGUUGAAGCUUCCAGGAGCUGAUGCCCUCCAGGCUGCCUGUCCUGCGUGCCCCAGGCCCAUCGCCACCUCCUUCCUUGUGUGCUCCCUCUGCCUGGCCCCCUCCUCCUGCUGCCACUCCUCCUGGCCAGCUCUUCCUUGGCCCUUCCCCACUGCCCCAGGCCCAACGGCUCGUUAAUCUCUUCCUUCCUAUGGAAACUCAGUCCACUUGUCAGGGCCUUGGUCAGCUCUUAAUAUACAGGUGGAGAGCAGAGAGCAAAGACCUGCAUUGCUGUGUGUUUGCCCACAGUGUUCGCCAUGGCCGGAGUCCCCCCGCAAAACCCCCGCCACCUCUCAGCUCUCUGGCUCUGACCUCUCCCCACUCCUGCAGGCUCCUGUCCCCAGAGAGGCUCUGUUCCUCACCGCCAUUCGCUCUGGACACCUUGGGGUAUAGCCCCGUUGAGGAGCUGAACCACAGAGCCUCCAUCUCAGAGACACAGCAGUGGCUGUAUCAGCAUCGGUUCUCCAGCUACUGCCAGAUGCUGGCCAACUUCACUGGCCCAUCCAUCACCAACUGACUUUGUAUGUGGCUCAGAAGGCCUCUAGGCAAGAGAGCGAGGUUCCUAAGAACCCUGACUCAAGUGAGGUCCUGGCCUCUCUCCAGAAGACAGGAAAUUCGGUGUAGCUGCCUGAAAUCUCUUCUGGGGUGGGUGAUACCCCACCAUUCCUGGGACCCAGAAUGCCCUUCUUGGCAUUCCCCUACCUUCUAUGACCAGAUUAGUCCCUCUCCUUCCAGAAUGUCUCCAUGCGUUUAUUCUACCAUGUUCUACUCCCCUACCUUACCUGUCACUCCAUUAGCAUAUGGAAUUAGAACAUCAUCUUGUGAUGCACUUGAGUCCCAGUCAUUAACAUGUGGGUGUCCUAGGCUGGCGUGGUGGCUCACACCUGUAAUCCCAGCACUUUGGGAGGCCAAGGCGGG